Molecule: messenger RNA, 5082 nt
Organism: Schizophyllum commune H4-8
Lineage: Eukaryota; Fungi; Basidiomycota; Agaricomycetes; Agaricales; Schizophyllaceae
Exons: 4
Coding region: 1-5082 (1693 amino acids)
Source: RefSeq, a predicted model, not a curated record
AUGUCUGACUCGACUAGGCCUACGCUGCCUGGUGUCGCGGGCGGUAGCGGGCCUUCGCGACCCAGCGGCUCCGAGCCUGCUGUUCCCAAGCGUAACAGCUCGAGGAUGCCGUCGAGCGCGUCGCCAGCCCAGACCCGCUCGAGCACCCGAGGCUCGAAUAAGCCUUCGCAGACGCCCGGGCAGACUACAAGAGGAGGGGGUACAGGUAGUGGUACGUCUCGAGGAGGAGGUACCUCGACGCCGAUGGGCUCCGCGCUCAAGAAAACCGCCCCCGUCACUGAGCCGCCCGUGCCCGCGCCGGACAGCGCGAUCAAGCAAGCUCUCGAGUCGACUACCGAGUCGACCUCCCGCUCAGCUAUCUCUGAGCCGCCUACCACAAUCGAGCCAGUUCCCCACUCUCCGGGACACACCUCUCAGGUCGCGGGCAAGGUCGUGUCAGCUCCUGGCACGCCUACCCCUACGGUUCGUGUACCAGCGGACCCCAGUCGUUCAGGCAAUACCCCUCCCGACGAUCAGCGAGAGGACGUGAAAGCCAAGAGCGGCGGUGAGACCACGGUGUCGUUCGCGGACGCAGAGAAAUCAGGAGCCGGCGCGCCUGAAGGGGAGAAGGCCGCCCUCCCGAGCUCUUCAACUACGCGGCCGCGAACGCCUUCUCCCCGCCCUACCGAUCGCCGCUCCCCUCCGACUCGCAUACCAUCUCCUACCCCGUCCUUAUCGUCUCUGGCGCGAGCGCCGUCCGCAGCGAGCUCAAGCGGAGGUAGCUCCACGCUACGUGGUCUCAAGAACUUCCUUACGACGAACUCUAACCUCCUGCGCCCCGAGUCGUUUGAGUCGGCUACUACCGCCCUGGCGAGUCGUCGAGACAAAGGGAAGGGACGUGCAGAACCUCUGCCUCCGACCGAGGAAACGCGAGCCUCCCCUCCGCGGGAUGAGCCUACGACAGUCCCAGUACCAGCGGUGGCUGACGACGAGCCGAUUACCGUGAAAACCAAGGACGACCCAUUCGACGAGCGCUCCAGCCGCAUCUUCCGCACGCGAGCCAUGAAAUGGAAUGGCCUACGUAACGAACCCUUGCACGUAUCUGUGAGGCGUUACCACAAUGAGCCCCGCUUCGACGUCUUCGCCAAGUUAGGGCUGGAAGACGUACCCACCGAGCUCCCCGUUGAGCUGCGUUUGAUCAAGGAUGCGUACAUUCGGUUCACGAUGCCGCAUAGGGAGCUCGUAUGGGAAGGGUCGUUGCAGGAGGAAUUGCUCAAGAUCGCCCGGCUCGAGAUCACUCGCUCGCAGGUUGAGAAAAUGGACUACUACGACGAGGAGAGCAGCGACGACGGGUCGAGCUCCAGUGAAGAGGACGAAGGUCGCGAGCCGGUCGAAAGGGGGAAGCCCUGGUAUUCUCUGUCAGCUGCCCUACUGGAUCGUCUAGGCCACGCCGUCCUUGCGACCGAACAGAUUAUCAACGCCCUGGCCCUCGCGGUGGACUACGAUAGCACGGAGACGCAGUUCCACUACGACCGGGACUUUAAGAAGCUUCGGCUGCUGGAAGUCGGCAAGGGCCGGGCUCAAGUUGUCUCAGUCGCCGCGGUGCUGUGCGCCCGCGCUACUUCGGCCAGGAAUCAUAUUGCGGCAUUCUUUGGCGUACUGCAGGCAGCGUCGAGGGACGGACCUCCCGACUCCGACCUCGCGGUUUCUACGGACAUCGUCUCUACUGUUACCGAGCUGCGUCGCCGUGAAGGGAAGGAACCCUUGUCGGCGGAGCUAGCCAAGUACUACGCGCGACCCGCCUACGCGAGAGCUAUCGCUAAGGUAGCGCCUAAAUAUGCGGAUCACCUGCGCGACAACCUGAGGGCCGGGCGUGUAGACGUGCCCGACAUCGUAGCACGCACCUAUAGCCUGCCGGCGUAUACGACAGCCGAUAUUCGGGAAGCCAUGGGGAGGAAGGCCGACGAGAACAAGAUUCACUACCGCACCGGACUCCUCAGAUUCGAUAAAGGUUCGGGUGUUUCCAAGCUGGCAAGGGAUCCUCCGCCCGCCCCGGUUGAGCGAGUCGAGGAGGAAGGAAGGACCGCCGAGAAUAGGGUUGUUGCCAUGACGAACAGGACUGAGGAUCGGCCUGCCCGAGUUCAAGAGCGCCCGACGUCCAAGACCGCGAAACCCAGUCAAAGAGAGGAGAGAGAGCGCAGGCAGCGGCGUGAAUACGAGGCGCUCAGCAAGCUGGGGGGCGCGCCGGGCACGAGUUUGCCCGUACUUCCAGGCGGGCCCUUGUCAGCGGCAGUUCUGUCGAAGAAUGUCCCCUCGCGAGCCUCGAGUCUAGCGCCCGAGGACAGUGUCAGCCAAGUAGAGGUUGGGGGGCCAUCGAUCACAACGUCGCGCGAGGUCGUAGCGUCUUCGACCCGCCUGUGCAUGACCCCCCUCCUCAUCACUCUAAGCGCGCUGCUGGAGAGGGAGAAGAGCGUCGCGGUAACAACCGCGCUACCGGGGGAGGAGGCGAGUCGCGCCGCGAAGGUCGAGACGGGGAGCGAGCGUCGUCGCGCAACCCUCCUCCUAGGCGGCCAACAUCGCCUGCCGCAGGCCCGCCCGGGCGAGGAGGCGGGCAACCCCCGGACGGAGGAGACCCGAGCGGAAGCGACUCGGACGCCGGCAAUGGGCGACGAGGCGGUGGACCACCCCGACGCGGCGGAGGCGGAGGUGACCCGGGCGACGAUGGUUCGGGAGGAGGAGGAGGCCGUCGUGGAGGUAGAAACCCCCGCGGAGGAGGCGGAGGCGGAGGACCUCCCGGAGGCGAUCCUCUUCCUGGCGCUGGCAGGGAACGACAUCGAGUACAGCGUCAAGACUACGCUGAAUCUUUCGGACUUGCCUUCAUGGGACGGUCGCGACAUCAUCACCUAUUUCAGCCGUAUUACUCGGAAAGCCGCGCUCGGAAAGAUGAUGCGGCGGCAGAUGGCUCGCCUCCUACCGCAGCUAUGGACUGGCGAAGCGGAACAGUGGUUCAUAGCCCUACCUGUCGAGGAUCGUAUGGAUAUGACUCGCAGCCUCGGCGCGCUGCUGCGACGACUUCGCAAGCGUUACCUUACACAUACCUGGAUUCAGCAGCACACCUACGAGUUCGAGAACAUGCGCUUCCGACAAAAGGGUCAAGAAAAGGAGAGCCCGGAAAACUUCAUUCGACGUCGUUACCGAUUCAGCAUAUUCCUCUACCCGGAUGCCCUUGAUGGACCUACGGUAGUCGGACGUUUGCUCACGACGGCCCCGUACAGCUGGAAGACACACAUCCAUGAAUCCUUCGAGAAUUGCAACACUGUCGGCAAGCUGAUGGACAGAGCGCGAGACCUGCAGCAGGUUCUCCUACAAGCAUUCCACGACGCGCUCAAGGACCCGGGAUUCCGGCAGUACAAUCGCAUUGCCUCUCCCGGGUCGACCUUCCGGCGUGGCAGACCCCGAGAGGGUAACCUCGUCGACUACGAGGCCAUGCAGGUAGCGACGGAGGAAGUCGACCCGGUCUUGUCGGGCUACGAAGUCGAAGACCCAGCUGAAGAGGAGGCGGAAGCGCUCGUGGCGUCGUCCAGCAGGCCCAAGCCUAAUUCGGGGCUGCGAGCCAGAGACGUCCCCGAAACCUCUUGGCCCAAGGGUCGUACGGAGAAGGGGUACAAGUUCGAGCGAGACGAUUCUGUCGCCAGCCCCCGACCGCCGAAGGGAGGCUGCUACAUCUGUACAAGCCCGAAGCACUACGCGAUGGACUGUCCGCAUUUCAAUCAAUGGAAACGACUAUACCGCAUCAACUUGGUGGAUCGGCAGGUGGCAUUAGCGACAAUUCAGGAGCAGGAUAACGAGUACGAAGCUAUGUUUACCGAGUGGCUGCAACAGAGCGAGAGUUCCGCGUAUGUCGUGUGUGACAGCGAUGAGACUUCUACCGUGCCCGCCAGUGACGCUGAGUCGCCGUUCGAUUGCUCGAGCGCUACGGAAGGCGAGUAUUCCUCGGACAGCUCUGAAGGCCUCUUCCAUCUUCCACGACACCGCAACGCCGCUCGCAGACGAGCGGACCCUCGAUUCAAUGCUAAAAAGCGGAAGACCAAGAGUGCUGCGAGUAAAGGGAAGGAAGCCAUGAUAGCAGUCGAAGGGUCGAGUACGAUUCCGCGCCGCAUACGCCGAUUGCCUCGCCGUCGACUCACCGACGUUAUUUACGACGCUACGAAGGCGCGCAACGCCCCGGACGGACUCAGUUCCAGCGGUGUCCGCGCCCUUCAUAUGCCCGUAUGGCUACGCUCGUUGAACUCAGAACCUACGGACGGGCGACUGGACUCCGGCGCCGACAUCACACUGCUGUCCGCGCAACACUACGAGUCCUGGCCCAAGGACGAACGCCCCAUUCUGAAGGAAGGACCGCGAAUGAAGUUAUAUCACCUCACAGGACAGACGAAGGUGUUGGGCUACGUUAGAUUCCCUCUCUUUGCGGAAGCGGAAGACGGCAGCUGGGUGCGCUUCGAAGUCGAAGCCUACGUCGUGCAGGGCAUGCAAGUUCCGUUGCUCCUCGGCGAGGACUUCCAGACCGCCUACGAGCUGGGCGUCCGACGAUCAGCCUCCAGCAACUGUAAGAUCGACGUCGGAUCCUCGGGCAAGGUCCUCGCCGCGUCGUCAGCAAGGGAUACCUCCCCUGGGUUCAAGAUCCGUAGAGCCAAUAACGCACGAACCUUCAGGCUGCCUAAAACUAAAGCAGGCGCGCGGGCUCGAUCUAGGAGAUUCCCUGGCGGGAUGCCGGAGGUUACAGCCGCGCAAGACGUGGUUUUGGAGCCGCAAGCCGUCCAUAACGUGCCGGUGACGGGACCGUUCGAAGGCCGCUCGGACUGGCUCGUUGAGAAGGUCGCCAUAGGAGGGAUGGACGCGUCCUUGAUGGCGUCUCCCACCACCUGGAUUGACGUCGCGGAUGCUCGCAUUCCCAUCGCCAACCCUUCGAAGAGGCCGCAGUAUAUCAGGAAGGGCGAUGCGCGACCGGAGAAGCGCCUUCUCGAGAGGCCAGGGAGGAACAAUGGGGACCGAAAACGUCCGAGCUCCCCCCAGACCCCGAAGCCCUUCAGGACGUGGACAUAG